AUGAGCGAGCUCCACAAGACCUUCGCCAAGUCUAAAUUGGCCAAGCUCCCCCCGGACGUCCCCAUGUAUGACGAGACCCUCGACGAGGCCCGGGACGAAGAGGGCUCUUCGGCGUCUUCGGUCUCGUCUACGGGAACUCUGGUUCCUUCACCGACUCAUCAUCUGUUUGCCCGAAGAAGCCAAGGAACCUCGCAAUCACUAGCAUGGACGGAUUUCUUUGCCCAAGAAUUGUUCCUGUCCGAGGAAGUUGACGACCUCCACAUCAUUCAUCAUAUCUACGUGACUCCACCGACCGAUUCAGGUCCACUCUUUGUAAUGCACCACGGUGCGGGUUCGUCCGGUCUGUCUUUCGCAACGUGCGCCGAUGAGAUCCGGAAGAUCCUACCGAAAGCGGGCUUCUUGUCCAUCGAUGCCAGAGGUCACGGUCGAACGGUCACGGUCCCGAUAUCUGAAAAGCUCGACCAGGAUAGCCCUUCUACCGCUGCCGUUGCGCAGACUGAAGCUACCUGUCAGGUCGAGCUUGACUUGCGUCUAGAGACCCUCAGUCGGGACUUGGUCUACGUGAUCGGGCAGGCGAAGUCCAAACUGGGCUGGGAGAACUUGCCAGAUAUUGUGCUCGUUGGUCACAGUCUGGGCGGUGCAGUCAUCACAGAUGUGGCGAAGAACGGCGAGCUUGGACCAAAGCUACUGGCGUAUGCGGUGUUGGAUGUCGUUGAAGGUUCUGCCAUGGAUGCUCUUCAGAACAUGGAGAAAUAUCUGUCUACACGACCAACGCGAUUCCCUUCAUUGGCAUCGGGAAUAGAAUGGCACACUCGGUCUCGCACAAUCCGAAACACAACGUCAGCUCGCGUAUCUGUUCCUUCUCUACUCUAUGAAGAAAGCGAACCUUCUGACGGGUCUCGCCCUUGGGUGUGGCGCACAGACCUUUCAGUCACGAAGCCAUUUUGGGAGAACUGGUUCAUCGGUCUCAGCCGAAAAUUCCUCGACGCACGAGGUGGAAAGCUGUUGCUUUUGGCUGGGACGGAUCGAUUGGACAAAGAGCUGAUGAUCGGGCAGAUGCAAGGAAAAUAUCAACUUCAGGUCUUCCCCGAAGCAGGUCACUUCGUCCAGGAAGACCAGCCUACCAAAACAGCCCAGGUACUGGUCGACUUCUACAGACGCAACGAUCGCAGCGCAUUGGUGCUGCCACCGAAGGUGGCGGACAUGCAGGCUGCAGCUGCUAUGAAGAAAGGAACGGGCGCAGCUGACAAGAAUAAUCAGUUAAAAUAG
Messenger RNA from Penicillium cinerascens, 1269 nucleotides. It is a transcript of the gene ppe1, whose product is annotated as putative ribosomal protein/carboxylic ester hydrolase (Ppe1). Gene Ontology annotation, molecular function: protein methylesterase activity. Gene Ontology annotation, biological process: protein demethylation. The record is from RefSeq and is a predicted model, not a curated record. NCBI's taxonomy places the organism in Eukaryota, Fungi, Ascomycota, Eurotiomycetes, Eurotiales, Aspergillaceae. The coding region runs from base 1 to 1269 and encodes 422 amino acids. The transcript has 5 exons.